UCAGCCAGUCACUAAUCUGAACGCACGGGCGCCAUUCGUCGCGCGCACCGACGUUUCGCGCGGUCAAUUUAAAAUAGGUAUUUAAAGAAAAUCAUUCCAUUUUUUCAAUUCAGAAAUCAAAUAUGCCUAAAAAGAAAUAGGGAGUUUUAUAAACGUGAUAUUUUCUAUAUUUAUUGUAAGUUAUAACUGAAAAUGUGUUAACUGGCAGUGUUUAAUGACUUGUCGCGUAUCGGAUGAUUAACGCCGUUUUCGUCAGUCUGUGAUAGCGUGUUGUGAAGCUAUUUAAAGUGUUAAACUUUAUAACUUUAAAAUUGUUUCGUGGAAUAGUUUUCGCGAAACGCUGAAAGAAACAUUCUUUAUGAUAGGUCCAUAUAUGAAGUGUCAACAUUUUUAUCCCAAACAUUAUGAUUUACAAAUGGAUAUUAUGAUAAGAGUGAAGUGUUGUCAAGAAACUAAGAAUCCAAAGUGACGAAGUGAUUCGGGUGUCUGUUUUGUUACGUUCCGUUGCUUUAGAAUAAUAAUCAUGUCAGAUAAAACGUCUUCGUCUGUUGGACCGAGGAGUUUCGAGACGAUCUCCGAGGAGGAUGGUGAAUCGCCGUGGGAUAAACUAUUAGGUGAUGUGAAGGCUGCUGUACCGACGAUAAUAACGACCAACCCGUCAACCGCGACGAUGUCCCCAAGUGGAGAUGUGUCUCCGCCCCGUGUGGACCUCGAGUCGGCCCUAACGCGGUCCAAAAGCCUUAACCAGCGCAGAAACAGCAGCGGUCUUCUCGCUACAAUUCCGAAACAGCUCAGACUGUCCCUCCGCGGUGUGCGCAGUGAACCUUCUAGUGUCAAAGACGCGCCAACCAGCAGAAAUGAAAGUGCCCUCAAUCUGUUACUCAAAUACCGCCAAGCCAGAUACGCAGCGAGACGCGUGAGAAAGCGCGUUAUUUUCAAGCACGGAGAUUGUAAUGUAGUCCAAUGGAACGUGGCUAAGCGCAGGCGCCGAUACCUUCAGGAUAUUUUCACAACCCUUGUGGACGCACAGUGGCGUUGGACGUUGCUCGUGUUCGCUCUAUCCUUCAUCCUUUCCUGGCUCCUGUUUGCUCUCAUCUGGUGGCUCAUAAUCUUCACCCACGGUGACUUGAAUCCUUCCACUAACUCCAAUGAAACCUUUAUUCCCUGUCUUAAUAAUGUCAACUCCUUUACUGGCUGCUUCCUCUUCUCUGUGGAAACACAACAUACAAUUGGUUACGGCUCCAGGACAACAAAUGAAGAAUGCCCCGAAGCGAUUUUUGUUAUGUGUCUUCAAAGCAUUGUCGGUGUUUUCAUUCAAGCUUUUAUGGUUGGCAUCGUAUUUGCCAAACUCUCUAGACCUAAAAAACGAGCCCAAACUUUAUUGUACUCCCGCAACGCAGUCAUUUGCCUACGUGAGGGUCAACUGUGUCUGAUGUUUCGUGUUGGAGAUAUGAGGAAAUCUCAUAUCGUUGAGGCACAUAUAAGAGCUCAGAUUAUUCGCCGCAAGGUGGGUCUAAUAUUCGCAAAGCUGGCUCGAGCCAAAAAGCGUAACACUACACUUCUGUUCUCGAGGAACGCGGUAAUUUGCCUGAGAGAUGGCGAGUUCUAUCUUCUUUUUCGGGUCGGAGACAUACGCAAAUCUCAUAUUUUGGAAGCGCAUGUUCGUGCUCAAAUUAUUAGAAAAAAGAUUACCAGAGAAGGAGAAUCAUUACCAUUCUAUCAACAAGAGUUAAAAGUGGGAGCUGACGGGGAAGAAGACAGAUUAAUGUUCAUUUGGCCCAUGACGAUAGUUCACAAGAUCAAUGAAAAGUCACCGCUAUACAACCUUUCCGCCUCGGAUAUGUUAAGAGAGAGAUUCGAAAUUGUAGUUAUGUUAGAGGGUGUCAUAGAAUCAACUGGUAUGACAACACAAGCAAGGAGUAGCUUUUUACCAUCUGAAAUUUUGUGGGGACAUCGAUUUGAAACUAUGGUAUCUUUUAGAAAGGAUACUGGUGAAUAUGAGGUGGACUACACGCGUUUCAACAACACAUAUGAAGUGGAUACGCCGCUCUGUUCCGCGAAACAACUCGACGAGCUUCGAGCAACCGUCUCCACUUCACAGAAAUUAGAUCGUAUGCUCGGCACCAUUCCGAAAACCUUCUCCAACGACACCUUAGACAUGAGCUCCGUCGAUUCCAUGUCCCUAGACGAGCACAUAGAAAUAAAGAUUCCAGAGUCAAGGGCAAAGGAAAACAGACUCAUGGCACAAAACAACUUUGUCCAACAUAUCAACGAGAAGUGUAGAAAUGCAAGUCACACACAUUUAGCAGUCGAAAAUGAUUUACAGAAAAUAAAUUCCGCUGUCAUGACGGAGAGAGAUGGUCAUAUUCAUAGGAGUAAUAGCCACGCUAGCAUGAAGAGGUUACAUGGUCCAACGCUUAAUGGCGUCGCUCAUAUGGCGAAUGGCCAUGAUCAUAGGGAACAUAAUAGAAUCAAAAAAUCACCAAGUGACAACCAUAUAACCGAUAAAGCUUCAGUAAUCCCGAUUCUGGUGACGUCACCGGCGCCGGAGCCUGCUUGACGACCGCCCACCCCUCGGUACAACUCUGUUUCCAAUUGUAAUUCACCAUCCACUGCGAUUUAUCACUCAAGUUAUUACUUACCCACCCUUAGGGAAGUACCUUCUACCUAUUUACACUUACCCGGUGACGUACCAUCAGUUAGUUAUACACACUUACCCGGUUCAAGUUUACCUUCUACAAGUUAUACAAACUCACCUCAUAAUGAUUUAGUAUCUGAAAGUUAUACAUACUCACCAAGUCUAUAUAACUUACAUUCGACGAGUUAUACGAACUUAUCCGGCCAAAGUGACGUGCCUUCUACAAGUUAUACAAACUCACCCAACAAAAAUGAUUUAAUUAAAACACCUGCUAAUCGUUUGGUCGCUAGUAAUUUAUCUUCUGAAAGACAUGAUACUUUGACGAUUAAUUCUACUCGUAAACUUCACGUUAGGUUUUCUAAUAAUGAAAAAGACUAAAUCAAAUUAAAUAAAAAUGUGGCCAGAAUUAAUCAAUCUUAAAUCUUGUUUACUUUGGGAUGUUUUAUAUGUACUCAAUCAUUUAUAUGGGCUUAGUAAUUCAAAAUUUUGAUUUACGUGUUAGUACAUUAAUAUAACAUAAUCGAAUAUUAAAUGUAUUUAAAUUAAUUAAUUUUCGUAUUUGAGGAGCGCUCUAUGGGCAUAUUUGGAACAAUACGAAAGCCAUUUAGAAUUUGUUAGGUACUGUAUAAAAACGAUGAUUGAAGCUGUAAUAUGGUCAUUAUUAUAUUGACGUAUUGUAUCGUAAAGUACGGACGUAUAUUCGAAAAGUUUUGGUAUAGUAAACUACACCGCCUGAAUCGAAUACUAGACGAAUAUAUUUGUACGGGAACAAAUGCAAUUUCUAAACGUAAGCAAAAAUACCGGAAAUAUUUAAGAUUAUAGAAAUAUCUUUUUCGUUUUUAAUGUACCAAGUGUCUGGCCUUAAGCCAACAUUCUCUACGUAGCAAUUUAUAUAAAAACGAUAGUGUAAGUCAUCUGAAUACAGCGUCACCGACCUAUGGUCCAAGGGCAACCUUAUAUGGAGAGGAAAAUAAUAAAAAUAUAAAGCACAAAUAUUACAACAUUCUUAAUCUACUUUCAAUUAUAAUUAUUAAAAAUGGUUAACUAAAACAAAUUUUAAAAACUUUGGUCCUUGUGUAUAUGUGCCAGCAUUUUCACUGCUGAAAGCUGAAGCAUGCGAAAGUUCUAGCAUUUUUUGAAAAUAAUUUUAGAUUAAAAAACGGAUGACGGUAUAAAUAAUUUGGGUAAAGAAACCAUAAUGAAUUAACACGAGUAAAAUAAAGUAAGUAAAAAAGUAAAUUUUUGUAUAUUUUGAACGCGAUUGUUUGGCCAUUUAUAGCGCGCUCUACAGUUUCGAUCUCUUGCUUUAGUAACCAUCACAGCUUCAUUAUAAAACCUAAAAAGUAAGUACCGUUUUUGUUAUCAUAGUUACUACCUGUUAUAUGGAAACAAAUAGCUAAAUUUUACUUACGAUUUAAAAAGUUUGUAGAGAAAUUGUUGUAUUAACGACAAAACAAAAUACAUAAAAUUGGUCCAUUCUGAUUAUUGAAGGUGUAAGUGAAUUUCAAGAAUAAAUUGUUCGCAGUGGUGGGCUAUACCUAACAAUGCAUCUUAUAAUUUCUUGGUUUGGAACAGGGUUGGACAUAGAAAAGUAUUUAUUAAUUUAGAGAAAUUAAACAUAGGGCUAACGGAAUUUUAUUGAAAUAUUGUUUAAAAAACGAUUAUUACUAAUAAAUUUCAUCCUUAUGUGUAGGUUAAGGCUUCUAGAUUUAGAAUUUCUAUCGCCAGUCAAACUAUGGAUAGAAAGCUUCCAUUAAUUAGUUCAAUAUCCCUUUCUCAUACAACCGAAAUUCAAGAUUUUUGUACUGAGGCCCGUAUUCUAGAACGCCAAACUUAAAUGUCGUUUGAAGAGCUGUCAAACCAUCAAUAGAGGAGGUCUUAAUUUCCAUUUCAGGACCAGUUCAAUUUCUUAUGAAUAAUUUUGUUUCUAAAAAACGGUAUAAUGUAAUGAAUUAAUAAAUAUUUUAUUAGUAUUAAUAAAUUUAAAAUCUCCUCUAACAAUGGUACACUUUCGUAGAUAAUUGUUUUCAUAAGUUAUUUUUGUAAUAUUACAAAAGUGCUUCAAUAGAUAAAUUUAUUCCUAGGCCAAAUUAUACGAAUUUAUUAAGGAAAUGAAGUAUUAAAUGUUAUCCAAAUAUAAGUGAAUAAUGAAUAAAUUGUAAAUUUAAAUUGUAUACACUAAUUCUAAAAAUGAUAUUUAUGUCAGGUUACAACAUAAUAAAUUGAUAUUUUCGCUAUCUAUGUUUAAUGAAAAAAUGUAAUGAUCAAUAUUCGUCUUCCAAGGAAUAAGGACUAGAAAAAGUCUUAAUAUUAUCAAAUGUUGAAAUUUUGUAUUAAUGUUGUUGAAUUAAUGUAUUUCCUAAAAUUGUAGUAUUUAUGAAUUCAGAAAUCAAACUAUGCGCGGUGCAGGCGCCGUUUAGUAAUGCUUAGUCCAAUGUGAUGCUUUUAUUGAAAUCAAUUACGAUUUAAUGUUUUAGAAUGAUUUCAAAAUACAAAUAAUAAAUCAGU
Molecule: messenger RNA, 5146 nt
Organism: Pieris brassicae (large cabbage white)
Lineage: Eukaryota; Metazoa; Arthropoda; Insecta; Lepidoptera; Pieridae
Product: ATP-sensitive inward rectifier potassium channel 12-like
Exons: 10
Coding region: 524-2560 (678 amino acids)
Biological process (GO): potassium ion import across plasma membrane; regulation of monoatomic ion transmembrane transport
Cellular component (GO): plasma membrane
Molecular function (GO): inward rectifier potassium channel activity
Source: RefSeq, a predicted model, not a curated record